UUGCUUGUGUAUGGAUAUGGGUGUGAAAAUGUUUUUUCUUUUUCAUUUACUUUUUCUUUUUGAGUUUUAGUCAAUUUCCCAGGAAAGCCAAUACUUUUGGGAUAGUCUUAAAAAAUGGGUUUAUUGACAAAAAUUCAAACAUGGAAGAAAAAAGGGUUUGUUGAGAAAUUAUUCAAGCUUCAUGUUGUGGUUCCGAAUAAAAUUUCCAAAAGUGCAAUUGUUAUUCUUUAUAAAUGGGCCUUUUGUUUGUGGGUUCACCUUUUAAAUCAGUGAUAUUUUCUGUUAAUAUGUUUGGAUGGAAUGAUUUUUCCUUGUAUCUCAUUUAUUUUGUAGUUAUUUUAUUCUAGAUUUGGGAGAAGUUCAUCUUUGGCUUAAUUUUACAGCUUUUCUUCGGCUGUAUUGACUUAUCCUGUUAGACAUAUUUCCUUUUAAAAGAGGAGAAUGUGAAAGAGAUAAUAGUAUAUACACAUGAUCUUCCUUUUCUGAAUGUAAAUUCAGAUUUCAUGGAAUAUAUGGUAUUUUUCCAUUUUGCAAAAACCUAAAUCUUUAGAUAUAGGUUCAUUGCUUUCUGUUUCCUCGGUCUGCAGCCUUUUCCUUUUGACCCAAAUCUCAUUUCUUUCAUAGAUAAGUGACUUGAUAUAUAUUCUAGAUGUGACAUGGAUUUUUCUGAGUCCACAGCAGUUGUUUUCAAUAGAAUUCAAAAACUAGAACCAGAGAAUGUUUCAAAGAUUAUAGGGUAUCUUCUUGUUAAGGGUUUUAGUAAGGGAGAAAUGAUUCGGUUGGCUUUUGGUCCCGAUAAGGCGAUUCGUAUGAUAAUUGAAGGGGUCAAAAUAGAGCUUGGUUUGAUUCCAAACCCACCAUCUCCAAUCUCUCCUCACUUCCCUCCUCUCUCUCCUUCAACUGGUUCUUGGUUCCCUUCAUCUUCUCCGUCUCCUGUGAACCGAUAUCUCCAACAUGCUACAGAGCAACUACCAAAAGAUUAUAGUCUCCAAAGUCAGCCUUUGGGUUUAGAGGAACAGUUAGAACAGGUCAACCCAGCAAUUUUAGGAGUUUCCGGUGAUUACUAUUACCCGGAGACGGCAGUGGAAAAUUUGAGUGUGAGGACGGGUCCAAGAUCUCUGAUUGGUUCGGAAUUUCCAGUUAAGGUUUGUCACUAUUUCAACAAGGGGUUUUGUAAGCAUGGAAAUAAUUGUCGAUACUUGCAUGCACAAGUCUUUCCUGAAGUUUUAAGCCCUAUUGCAAAUGAUCUUGCUAAUGAUGAUCAUAUUUUCUCACCUGGUUCAAUUGAGAAGUUGGAAUUGGAGUUAACAGAGCUCCUGAAAUCAAGAAGAGGCAAUCCUGUCUCCAUUGCCUCUCUGCCUAUGAUGUAUUAUGAGAGAUAUGGUAAGGGUCUUCAGGCUGAAGGGUACCUCACUGAGAGCCAACGACAUGGGAAAGCUGGUUAUAGUUUGACAAAGCUUCUUGCUCGGUUGAGAACCAUUCGACUAAUUGACAGGCCUCAUGGGCAGCAUUCAGUAAUUUUGGCAGAAGACGUGCCAAAAUACAUGGAAAGCCGGAGUGAGAGGAGUGACCCUGGUCCAAUUGUAAGUGGUUCCCGGCAGAUAUAUCUGACAUUUCCAGCUGAGAGUACUUUUACUGAAGAAGAUGUCUCUGACUACUUCAGCACCUUUGGACUGGUUGAGGAUGUGAGGAUUCCCUGCCAGCAGAAACGGAUGUUUGGGUUUGUAACCUUUGACAGUUCUGAUACCGUGAAGAGCAUUUUGGCCAAGGGAAGUCCACAUUAUGUUUGUGGGGCUCGUGUUCUUGUGAAACCUUACAGAGAAAAGCCAAGGACUGGUGAUAGGAAGUAUUCAGAGAAAUUUGAGUCUUCAAUGUAUUAUCCUUUGCAAUAUGCAGACAUGGAUUCUGAGCUUCACAUGAUGCCUAGAGGAAUGGAGACCUCGAGAUUGCUCAGAAAGCAAAUUAUGGAAGAGCAAGAGUUUGCACAGGAUCUUGAAUUUGAGACAAGGCGUCUCUCCAAGCUGGAUCUUGAAUUUGAGACAAGGCGUCUCUCCAAGCUGCAGCUAGCACGAAAUCCUCUGGCCAAUCAGCUCCACCAUGGCUAUUCCUUGGAUGAACUAAAAGUCUUGGAAGCACAUGCAAAUCAUUCCAAGUUCCCGACUGUUGUCCAUUCCAAUUAUCCAUUGGAUGUUUCAAACAAUGGCUCUACAAGUGAUGAUAAGCCAUGGCGUGCAGUCAACAACCCCAUCGAUCAUAAGAGUUCAGGUCUUGAACUCCCGGAUAGCCCAUUUGCAUUUCCGAUAGGAAGCAGCAUUUCUACAAUAUAGCAAGCAGCAUUUCUACAGUCACAUAGGUUCAGCAACACACAGAUGAAUGAUAGGAGUAUAAAACAGAUAGGUUUCAAAGGCAGCAUCAUCGGUUUGAUACAGAACAGCUUCUUCCUACACUUUCUCCCCUUACAAUUCAUGGAUAAAUGGAUCAAAGUUCCCUGCAAGUAUAUACCAACAGAAGAAGAAACACUGCAAACAUCUCCUCGUUGUUAUCCAGGUAAUGAAUGAGGCAUAGCUAGUAAAGAAGAAAAUGAUACACAAAAUCUGCAUGUAAGAAAGUUGUUUCGGUUUUUUUAAUGUUAAUCACAGAAGAAAUGAGGUCUGGAUCUAUAGGAGAGGGUGUAAUAUAGUUUUCUACUAAAAGAAAGAAACUAGAGUAUAUGCGGGGUCUUUAGAGGUAAAUACAUGUCUAUAAUUUAUGUAACACCGAACCAUAAAAGGCUUCAAGCAAAGUUAGCAGCAUCCCAUACCAAUUUAUGAGAAUCUCCAAAUUUUGCUGGGGCUCCUCACAUGAUGGAGUUGGGUUUGCAUUGCCUCAUCUAAUCAGUUGUGGGCAAAUGAGGCUUUUCUGCA
This is a messenger RNA of Vitis riparia (riverbank grape), 2903 nucleotides long. Its product is annotated as zinc finger CCCH domain-containing protein 18-like. The record is from RefSeq and is a predicted model, not a curated record. The transcript is spliced from 8 exons. Bases 657 to 2327 code for a protein of 556 amino acids. Gene Ontology annotation, molecular function: RNA binding; metal ion binding. NCBI's taxonomy places the organism in Eukaryota, Viridiplantae, Streptophyta, Magnoliopsida, Vitales, Vitaceae.